Messenger RNA from Hyaloscypha bicolor E, 2314 nucleotides. RefSeq names its product HET-domain-containing protein. The transcript has a single exon. NCBI's taxonomy places the organism in Eukaryota, Fungi, Ascomycota, Leotiomycetes, Helotiales, Hyaloscyphaceae. The coding region runs from base 241 to 2052 and encodes 603 amino acids. The record is from RefSeq and is a predicted model, not a curated record.
AUCAGAUCCAUGCCUUCCAAUGCUCGGUUUUCAGCCUACGCAUGCAGAGGUGUUGACCUCCCAGCGAGGCGAAUACUUCAACAUUUUGCUGUUAUACUUUCCGGCUCCCAACUCGAUAACCAUAUUUCAAAACCAACCCAGUUGUCUUGCUUUUCCAACCCGUGAGAAGUCUCGGAGCAGCUCUCUUCCAGUCCCACAGCGCGCCAUUCCUCGGCCUGAAUCGGAGACGACAGCGCGGCGAUGUGGUUAAUCAAUACAACGUCUCUAGCUCUUGAGUUCACCGAGGACCCUGAAACCUGCAUCUAUGCAAUCCUUUCACAUACUUGGGGCGAUGACGAGGUCGGUUUCCAAGACAUGGCGAAUCUCGAGCGGGCCAGGAAGAAGCAAGGAUUCUCCAAGAUCGAGCGCACCUGCCAGCUAGCCCAUGACCGUAACAUCGAAUAUGCUUGGGUUGACACUUGUUGCAUUGAUAAGAGCAGCAGCGCUGAGUUGACUGAGGCCAUCAAUUCGAUGUUUCGCUGGUAUAAGCAAUCGCAUGUCUGCUUUGUCUUCCUCUCUGAUCUUCUCUCAUUCGACAGCUGGCGGAUAGGAGGUUACCUUCGCCAAUGCAGAUGGUUCACUCGGGGCUGGACAUUGCAAGAGCUCAUUGCACCUGAAGAGAUCGAGUUCUAUGACAGGGGCUGGAAUCUGAUCGGCACCAAUGAUUCCCUGCAGGGACAUCUGACUGAGAUUACUGGAAUUGACGCGGAAAUUCUCAACGAUAGCGACAUGUUACAAGCUGUUCCAGUGGCAAGACGAAUGUCUUGGGCUGCAUCACGGCAGACCACAAGGGUCGAGGAUCUUGCGUAUUGCAUGUUUGGCAUCUUCGACGUCAAUCUUCCGUUGAUAUACGGGGAAGGCCAGAAAGCAUUCAUUCGGCUCCAAGAAGCUAUUUCACGAGAGAAUAACGAUCUUUCACUUUUUGCAUGGACUUGUCCAAACGAGCGCAUGCUUCCUCUUCACCGGCGACGAAAGUUUCGGGGUAUCUUAGCAGAAUCCCCCGCUGAGUUCAGAGAGUGCAGUGGCCUUCAGCGUAUCUCAGAUCCUGGUAUUAUACCGGCGGAAGUCACAAUAACCAACCAAGGUUUCAGAAUCAGAAAUAUGUUGAGCGAUGGCGAGGGGGAGUACCUCCUGAACUUAAACUGCAUUGCUGGAAGCUACGAUUCUGUGAUAGGACUGACAGGAACGAUUGUUAUCAGACUUGCACGGACGGCGCAUGGAUAUGUGCGGCACCAAUUCAGUGGGCAUACAUUUGUGCACCCCUCUCUGGUUCAGAAGAGUGCAAUGUCUUCUCUGCCUAUCCCAAAGACUAUUAGUCCAGCAGAGUCUCAAUUAAUCAGAUCACGACUCAGGCAUCGUUUCUCAUUUGAUUUUAUCGCCGACGUGCCUUUCUUAGAAUGCGAAAUCCAAAGGAAACCUCUGCACCUUUGGGAUCAUGCAACCAAGAGUUUCAUUACGGAUGGCUAUGAGGCUUUCACAGGCAUAAUCGAGAUCAAUGCCACAGGGAAUAUCCCAAAAAUAAUCUCAGGUUACGAGCACGAUUGCACCUUCAGGCUCGAUCCAAUGCCAGUCGUUAUAUUCGGACUUGAACCGGUAUCGAUUUCGAACAAAAGCAUCGACUCUGGGAAGGAACUUAAACCUUGGGCUGGAAUUUAUACACCAGAGGGUCAGGGCGAGACAUGUCGCGCUAUUGAAAAGAUUCUGGCGCAAGAGAAGACGCAUGGUUUUCCACACGUUGCACGCAAAGCUAGAGAGUUUGUGCUCUCCCGCCAGGACACUCCUAGCCCGCUGUUACCGAGAAAAUGUGAACACAGAGCUGUUUCAAGAACUAUAAACCUUAGUCAUCUAGAUCCUGAGAAAGAAGGUCAGGUAGUAGAAUCUGUUUUGUCGACAUAUUUGGAGGAGACUUCAGACCUCAGUCUGUAUAAGAUGCGACUCGACUUUACGCGCCUGCUCGGCCUCCCCGUGCCCCCAGAAGACGAGACGAUGUGGGACAGUAUAAGAGAUUUGUAGGAGAUAUCGCAUUUCCAGUUGCCGUUCGGUCAUAUGGAAUGAUCUGGUUGUACAAGACGUCAAUACAUUCUUGGAAAUUGGAUUUGAAUUUGUCUUAUAGUUGCUGAAAUGCGAUCUUUUAGCCCAUAAACUCUCUAAGUUUGAGCGGCACAAUUAUUUGCCAGACAUAGAAGUCAUGCUCUUAAAGUUGCAUAGUUUCAAAAGGAUGGCGAUACUCCAAGUACCAGCUAUUCAGUUCUUACGUCUUGCAGCAUAAUUUCCU